This is a messenger RNA of Camellia sinensis, 1383 nucleotides long. NCBI's taxonomy places the organism in Eukaryota, Viridiplantae, Streptophyta, Magnoliopsida, Ericales, Theaceae. The record is from RefSeq and is a predicted model, not a curated record.
AUGGAUCCUUCAAGUGAAGAAACAUUUUUUGUGAGUCCUAAUGUUGAGCCCGAAUCAUCUUCUAUUGACCCCUCCACCCAACCUGAUGCUCUUUCUCCUAGACCACCCCUAGCCAAAACUAGUAGUAGUAGUGGGAGAAUAACAUCAAAGGCUUGGGAUCAUUUUGAAAAGAUUAAGGGCAUUGAUGGGAAAGAUAGGGCUAUGUGCAAGUAUUGUAAGAAAGAAUAUAUGGCCGAUUCUAAGAGUUAUGGAACAAGUAAUUUGUUAAGUCAUUUGAAAAAUUGUACAAAAUAUCCAUAUAGGGAUACUCAUGGGCAACAAUCAUUGGGAUUUAAACCUAGAGAAGUUGGUGGGGAGGGUGUUGUUGAUGUUGUGGCUACGUCAUUUUCUGUAGAAGUUGCUAGAAGGUAUCUUGCGGAGAUGAUAGUAAUUGAUGAAUUGCCCUUUAGAUUUGCGGACGGGGUUGGUUUUAAGAGGUUUUGUAAUGUCAUGCAACCUAAGUUCAAGAUCCCAUCUCGAUAUACCGUUGCCAGGGACAUUCUAGGCAUAUAUACCAAUGAAAGGGAGAAGUUAAAGAAAAUUGUGAAGGGGCGUAGAAUUUGUUUUACCACAGACACAUGGACUUCCAUACAAAAUUUGUGUUAUAUGUGUCUAACUGCACAUUUCAUUGAUGAUGAUUGGAAGUUACAAAAGGGGAUCAUAAAUUUUUGUCACGUUGAAGACCAUAAAGGAGAAACUCUUGGUAAAAAAAUUGAGGCACUCUUAAAAGAGUGGGACAUUGAUGGCCUUUUUACCUUAACUGUUGAUAAUGCGAGUUCCAAUAAUCUAACCAUUAGAUUCUUGAAACGAACCACAAAACUGUGGAAAGGAACUGAUCUUGAGUCUUGUAUAGCGAAUGUGAGGCAUGCAGUGAGGUAUGUGAGGUCUUCUCCAAACCGCCUUGACACUUUUAAAAAGUAUGUGGAAAGUUUGAAAAUUGAAAGUAAGAGUCUCUUAUGCCUAGAUGUGCCAACACGGUGGAGUUCCACAUAUCUUAUAUUGGUGGCGACGGAAAAAUUUGAGAGUGCUUUUCAAAGAAUGGGUGAGGAGGACUACAAUUACAAACACUACUUUUUGGAUAAUGAAGGGGGUGAGAAGAGAGAGAUGCCUACAGCCAAGGAUUGGGAUAAUUGUAGGGCGUUUUUGAAAUUUCUUAGAAUGUUCUACAAUGCCACAAAGAGAUUUUCUGGGUCUUUAUUUGUUACUUCAAACACAUUCUACACUGAAAUUUUUGUCAUUGAAAAUAUGAUUGAACAAUUAAUCAAAGGCAAUGAUCCUAUUUUGUCUUCAAUGGCAAAGAAAAUGAAAGAGAAGUUUGACAAGUAUUUGGGGAAAUGGGGAUAA